AUGGUGAUCGCAACCUCGUCGCCGACUCCGAGACGACUGGGUGGGAAGGGAGGGCGUUUAGUGACGUUGGUGUUUGCUACCAUCGUGGGAUUGUCAGCGGGCACCAACUAUCUGUUCAGGUCAGUACCAUUGAACGUUGACUCGUUGAGCUCGGCACGCGGAUCGGCACGGAGUGCGACUGCCUCGGUCAUCGUCACCGAGUCCGACUCUCCUGGUUGGCAUUCCGGUCGGAGACUGGAGAUUCCUCCACGCACCAGUCUACCGAUUGCGAGUUCCUACUCGAGAUCGCCUCCAAUGCUGAACACCCUACGAACCCCUCCGACUCCAGUGCCUACGCGCCACAGCUCGCUUCUCGCCUGGCUCUGUCCUCGACUCAGCUCAACGUCAUCGGCUCAGCCGGCAACCUUGGUCAGUAACGAUAAUCGGGAUGCACGCGUGAGAACGUCCUCAAUAACGAGACGGGGUACUGGAUGCCAUUUUGGCCCUUCAAAUUUCAUUCUUUAGGUGUUUACCUCUCGGGCAUUCCCAUCGGCCGGCUUGUCGAUCGCCAUGGGCCGACUUUUCUCUUGAUUUUCUCCGCCGUGGCUCUCAGCAGCGCUUGUGAGCUGCACCUGCGAGCUUUGAAAAGAGAUGCAUUUUGCUGACGAAGAUCUUUCGAUCCAUUCUUCGACGCAGUUCUGAUCGUACAUAGUAUCUACUUUGGCGGCCAAGACGGAAUUUUCUCGACGAUCGGGGUGCCGGGGCUAGCCCUGAUGGAGAUGCUCACAGGGAUAGGUACGUACAGCCAAACGCGGUUUCACUCCGCCCUUAGAGCCACGUCUAAUAUGUGUCUCGCCAAUGUGACAGGCUCCACUGCUGCUCUAGCAGCCGCAGGCAACGCGAUCGCCCUGUCCUUCAAGAAGACUCGUGCCACAGCACUUUCGCUGGUCCUCUCGGGAUUCGGACUUUCAGCUUUCUUCUGUGAGUAGUCGCUUGUCAGGAUUUGCCUUCCAUGUUGAGUUCUGACCGUUUUGACUUUUCUAGACUCGAGUAUUUGGCGGGAAAUCUCGCCGACAACUUCGGACCCGACCGCUGCGCUUUUAUUGCUCCUUGCGCUAGGGUGUGGGGCCUCAAUGGCACUGGGAGCCAUCACUAUUCGGAGACCAGCGAUCAUCAUACCUGCAAGCCUCGCUCCAGUACCACCCCCUUCGAUUGUCGUGAAUUCGCCAUCCCCCGACGACUCGGAGGAUGAUGCCGACACGAUCGCUGCGGGUCUAUUCCCAAGCGAACGAACCCCUUUAGUGCGAUCCAACUCGAGCAAAUCGGUGCAUGACGAGGUCAUCAGCGUUUCUGGAUGGGGUCUCGCAAGGGAGCUGGAUUUCUGGUGAGUGCGGAUUUAGAGGCUACAUCGGAUGGCAUCCUUCCGUGCUCAUCCUCCGUGCACAACGCACCGAAGGCUCCUUUUCGUUUUCAAUGGACUUUGCUCGGGCUGUGGUUUAAUGUACAUCAAGUGAGUCAUUGUAUAUGUCAUCACGAAGUCUAAACUAUACAUUGUACCAUGACUGAAAAGUGUCACUCCGGGUCUACCCAUAGCAACGUCGGUACAUUGGUUCGAACACUUGCGCAUAGCCCCGGGAGCUCCGAUCAACCCCCAUGACAUGUUGCCGUGCAGCAGGCGAACCUCGUCAGCCUUCUCUCCGUCUUCAACUGCCUUGGACGACUCCUCACUGGAUUCCUCAGCGACUUUAUGCUCCAUCGCGCCCCUGCAAAGUGGAGGUUCAGUCGGAUCUGGUGGAACGGUAUGUUUGCAGCAGUCGGUCAUACGUAAUCUGAGCAGCGCGCUCAUUCCCACUUCUUUUAGUCUCCACGGCGGUCAUGCUCGUCGUCGCCCAGAUCACCAUAUCCCGCGCCUCUACGAUUGAUGGAGUUUGGACAGGAUUGACCGUACCGACGGUUUUGGUCGGAUUCGCUCACGGGUCCGUCUUUGGGAUCUCGGGCAUCAUCGGACUCGAACGGUUCGGGAUCAAGCAUUUCAGUGGCAACAACGGCGUGUUGGCGCUUGCCCCUGCUAUUUUUGUAAGACCGCGUCGGGGCUCAUGACUGGGAUGCACGGCCACUCAUGAAGCUCACGGUCGUCUUGCACAGGGUCAAGCAACGAACUUGAUGUUCGGCAAGAUCUGUGAGCCGAAGUUGUCGCGCCGACGAUCCCGACCGCCGCUCACGCUUGACUGAGCUGCUCUCACAGACGAUCACCAAGCCUCUCGGUCUUCCAAGCACCCCUCGCUCCUCGCCGCAUCAACUUGCACGCUCGGACGGGACUGCUACCUCCUCUCCUUCCGCAUCACGACAAUGAUGGCCGUUCUGGCUCUUGGCUUUGGUUUGGUCUUGAGCAAUCGACAGAGCAUGAAGCGGAGAGCUGCCUGA
Molecule: messenger RNA, 2403 nt
Organism: Microbotryum saponariae
Lineage: Eukaryota; Fungi; Basidiomycota; Microbotryomycetes; Microbotryales; Microbotryaceae
Source: the annotation of a GenBank genome assembly